Messenger RNA from Bacidia gigantensis, 1617 nucleotides. RefSeq lists its product as uncharacterized. The transcript has a single exon. NCBI's taxonomy places the organism in Eukaryota, Fungi, Ascomycota, Lecanoromycetes, Lecanorales, Ramalinaceae. The record is from RefSeq and is a predicted model, not a curated record. Gene Ontology annotation, cellular component: nucleus. Bases 1 to 1617 code for a protein of 538 amino acids. Gene Ontology annotation, biological process: regulation of DNA-templated transcription; chromatin organization. Gene Ontology annotation, molecular function: chromatin binding; DNA binding.
AUGUCUUCGGGAUCGGACACAGAACUAUCAGAAUGGAACAAAUCCCCGGGUUCUCGGCCAACCAACAAUCUAUAUCAAAGAGACUCAAAUAGAGUCUCUUUCGAGUCUACAUCAUCCAAAGGAUCGCCCUCAGCACAUGGAACAUCUUCAAGUGAAUCGAUCUCCGUGCGUGGAGACAUAUUAUACCCGACCCCGGCAUCUGCUCCGAAUACUUCAACAACACCGAACUCUGCUCCGAUAGGGCCUACCGAGAUCGAAAAGAGUCAAGUAUCAUCAGGGCUCCAGAGCGAACAAAAUAUUGUAGAAGCUCAAGUCCCUCAAGUCGCACAUGCCGGUCUCGGUUCUGCUCAGGAACAAGCCACACCCGAAAACCCAUGGGGCCAAUAUGUCCCUUCCAUGCCCAGCAGUGCCACCCCUUCUCGCGGUGGUAAGACUGGUGGUCGAAGAGGUAGAGGUGGCCGUAGUCAGCUGAAAAGUACCAUUGACCCUGUGACCGGCGAAGCUAUCCCAGCGUCAGCUAGUCGCGGACGGACAGUUAAUCGCGGUGGUAGGCCACGAGGUUCGCGUGCCGGCGGCUCUACGAACAGAGGCGGUCGACCGAGGGGCAGUAAAGCAGGCGUUAGCUCUGCGACUUCGCGACGCGUGAGCAGCGGUAAGCGAAAGCGUAAACACGGUGAUUCUGACGAGUCUGAUGAUGGGGGGAAUACUUCUGGGUCUGAAGCGAUAAAUUUACCCAUGCUGAGCAGUUCUGGCCGGAGAAUCACGCAGGCCAGUAGUUAUACGCCUGCAGUUUCGUUUGCGGAUUUAGAAGACGAGGCAACGCCAGGUUCAACGGCGAAGAAAGCGAGAGUGACUUUCCACGGUAUAGCUGGAGCGGUUGGAUUGCCCUCCGCUAUAGCGUCUUCGGAAAGGAGAAAGAAACAAAAGAAAGUACCUAGUGCGAGCGCCGUGUGUAAGAAUUGUGGGAGGGGUCAUUCGCCACAGAGUAAUCAGAUCGUCUUCUGCGAUGGAUGCAAUACCCCGUGGCAUCAGUAUUGUCACGAUAGGCCUAUCACUCCGACAGUGAUACUGCAUGAAGAGAAGGAAUGGCAUUGUGCUGAUUGUGCAGUCAUGGCUAAUAUUGAGAAGGCAGGCGAGGGGAGGGUAAGCGCAACUGUGCUAGCACAGAGUAGUGGAGUAGAGCGGAGUCUGAAAUGGCAGCGGGAUUACUUGUUGGGGCAAUCGAGGGAAGUACUCGUGAACAUGCUGUUGAACUUGAAGGAAAAAUGGGACGAGGAUCUUGCACUCUUUGAGUACAACGCCUCCUUCAUGCCAAAUGCAGUAGCAGUGCUAGAGGGUAAAGCGGACGAGAUGUCGUCUGCUGCCGGGAGAGUGACGAUACCUGAUGAUGACGAAAUACACGAGGAGCCUUUGCCAUAUCCUAAAAUGGGUAAUGGUUUGGUACUAUCGAAAGGUACUUUGGAGGAUGAUUGGGAUCUUAUGGUUGACGAGAGCGUGAGUACAUUCAGUCACUCUUGGCAGCAAGAUGGUAUAUGGCAUGGUCAGCUUGCCAACGAGUUGCCGGUUUUGGGAAUUGGGACGCUGGGAGCUGGCAUAACCAUUGGUGUUGGUGCGUGA